AUGUGGGAGUGGGUCAGGAGAGCUGUGCUGCACUCGCUGGCCACGGCCCUGCUGCGCCUCUGGAAGUGGCUGCGGGUGUUCUGGUACAAGAAUGGCCUCCUGACCCUCUCCAUGCUCUCGGUGGUCACCGGAUGCCUCCUGGGGUUCCUGCUGCGGGCGCUGGAGCUGACAGACCUGGAGAAGCAGUAUUUUUCCUUUCCUGGAGAGCUCCUCAUGAGGAUGCUGAAGAUGCUGAUCCUGCCCUUGAUCACCUCCAGCCUCAUGUCUGGGCUGGCCACCAUGGACUCCAAGGCCUGUGGGAAGAUGGGGGUGAUCACCAUCACCUACUACCUUUGGACAACCUUCAUGGCAGUGACCGUGGGGAUCAUCCUCGUGGUCAGCAUCCAUCCUGGGGCAGCUGCCCAGAAGGACAACUACUCUGUGGGGAAAGUGGUGCUCAGCUCCGCCGACGCGUUACUGGAUUUAAUCAGAAACAUGUUUCCUUCUAACCUGGUUGAAGCUUCGUUCCAGCAGUACCGAACUGUUCUUGUCCCGGUGGUGAAAUCUCCUGGUUUUCCAAAGAUCCCGGGAAAACCUCUCAAUUUUAUUUACUUUGCACCUGAUGACAAAAACCCUGAAAUCCACCGGCCUGUGUUCCUUGAGCUGACACCAUCGCCUGAGAUGACCUACAGGACCCUGGCUGGGACCAGCAAUGAGAUGAAUGUCCUGGGCAUUGUCAUCUUCUCAGCAACCAUAGGACUUCUCCUGGGGAAAAUGGGCGAGCGAGGAGCCCCCCUGGUCAACGUGUGCCAGUGUCUGAACGAAGCAGUCAUGAAAAUUGUCUCGAUGGCUGUUUGGUACUUCCCCUUUGGUAUUGUAUUUCUCAUAGCUGGAAAGAUCUUGGAGAUGGAGGAUCCCUCGGUUAUUGGACAGAAGCUGGGACUGUAUGUCAUCACAGUAGUGUCAGGGCUUGCUGUGCAUGGAAUCAUCCUCUUACCUCUGCUUUUCGUGCUCAUCACCAAGAAAAACCCCUUUGCUUUCAUUCAGGGGAUACUGCAAGCCUUGCUGAUCGCCUUAGCUACAUCCUCCAGCUCAGCCACCCUGCCCAUCACCCUCAAGUGUCUCCUGGAGAACAACGGCAUCGACAGGCGCGUGGCGCGCUUCGUGCUCCCCGUGGGCGCCACCAUCAACAUGGACGGCACCGCGCUCUACGAGGCCGUCGCCGCCAUCUUCAUCGCCCAGGUCAAUGAGUAUGAGCUGGACCUGGGACAAAUUAUAACCAUCAGCAUCACAGCUUCAGCAGCCAGCAUUGGGGCUGCUGGGAUCCCACAGUCCGGGCUGGUCACCAUGGUCAUCGUGCUCACCUCCGUGGGGCUGCCCACCGAGGACAUCACCCUCAUCAUCGCCGUCGACUGGGCUCUGGACCGGCUGCGCACCAUGACCAACGUGCUGGGGGACGCGCUGGCCGCCGGCAUCAUCGCGCACGUGUGCCACAAGGACUUCGCCCCAAAGCCCCCCCCGCAAAACCCAGCGAGCAACACAGACAAGUUUCUUUCCGCAGAGACCUCACACCUGCAUCCCAAGGACAAAGGGAUUGAAAUAACCGAGGAAACGCUGUUGGAUCAGACGGGAGUUCACUAUAACAUCUGCCAGGUGUAGAUAACAGCACUCCUGCUCCCAGAAACGGCAUCUUGGUGCUAAACACUGACAUUGGGAGUGUCGCAUGUGGAUGCUCUGCAAGAUGAAGGCCUUACUUGGCACAGAAAGUGGGAAAACCCUCUCUUACCCAGCAGGCACCCAAAGAGCAUGGCUCUGCCACUGGGGCAGGGAGCCAGCUCCUCCCUGCGCCUCAGGACACAGCUGGGAGCUCGCUGCCCUGUCUAAAAUGGCUGGGUUUGAAGGAUUUAUAACUCCCAUUUUUCCAAGCUCACCCAUUUCUGAAAGCGAGGGAGGUGAGCAGGUGUCAGCAGACUGGAUUUGGUGGGAAUGCAGUAGGGAUGGGACAUAACACUGAACCCUCUGGCCAGCAGCUCUUCCCUGGAGGCCAGGCUGUGCUCCAGAAGCUUUUGUUUUCCUUAUUAUAGAGAUUAUUUUUUUAAUCAAUGCUUUUUAUUUUACUACUGGGUUCUGACAUAAAAACUGAGAUUAAGUGAUUUUUUGUCUAGAGCUCAAAAUCCAAGUUGGACAUAACUGGAUUUCGCAGCUGUUGGGUUACAGACAGGAUGGCUGAGCUGUUGCACUCUCAGGGACAGUGGGAUCCA
Melospiza georgiana is the source of this 2240-nucleotide messenger RNA. RefSeq names its product excitatory amino acid transporter 5-like. Gene Ontology annotation, molecular function: neutral L-amino acid transmembrane transporter activity; L-glutamate transmembrane transporter activity; glutamate:sodium symporter activity. The transcript is spliced from 11 exons. Gene Ontology annotation, cellular component: plasma membrane. Gene Ontology annotation, biological process: L-glutamate transmembrane transport. Bases 1 to 1638 code for a protein of 545 amino acids. Lineage: Eukaryota; Metazoa; Chordata; Aves; Passeriformes; Passerellidae. The record is from RefSeq and is a predicted model, not a curated record.